ACAGCUCGUCCUUGUUUGGCCUCAGCUGCAUCAGAGCGCCACUUCUCCCCAGGUUCACCAGAGGAAACACCACUGCACAAAAUGCUUUUCCUCCCAGCUGCUGCUCUGUGCUGUCUGUGUUCAGCGCUGGUUGCCAUGGCAGCAGAGCUGAGUCAGGAUCAUUUAACAUUGACCAGGAGAGUUGGUCAAACCGUCUCCUUCAGCUGUGGAGGAACUCACCAGUGUGACCAUCCUUAUGUAUUCUGGUACCAGAAGAAAGACACAGAAACAUUCAGACUGAUUCUUGAUAUUGAUAGGAGUAAUGGUAACAUAGAUAAAAGUUACAAUCAUCCUCAGAAAGAUGAUUUCUCAGCUGUGAAUAAAGAGAACGGCUGGGAGUUGCAGAUCAAGACAGUUAAACUCAGUCAUUCAGCCACCUACUACUGCUCCUGUUAUAAGUCUGGAGGUUGGUACCUCAUCUUUGGCUCUGGAACUAAACUGUAUGUAACAGAUGAGCAGAUAGUGAAGCCCGUGGUGAGGGUGUACCCAGCAGCAUCCAGAGCCCACCUGGAGGGGAAGAGCUCCCUGCUGUGUGUGGCCUCAGACAUGUUUCCUCCUCUGGUCCGGUUCUCCUGGAAAAGACAAAAGGACAGUGGUACUGAGGAAGACGUGACCUCUGCUGACAAAAAGCAGCUGAAGCUCAAACAGUCGGGAUGUACAGCCACCAUCUUGCUGAUCCCUCAGCGAGAGAGCAGCACAUAUAGAUACCGCUGCUUCGUCCAUCACGAGGGGGCCACAGUGGAGGCCCAAAUAAAACAAGAGGUUUCUACUCUUCCGCCACCUACAACUUCACCAUCACCUUCACCGUCACUUCCACCAUCACUGCCACCAUCACUUAUUCCAUCGUCUCCAACAUCACCUCCACCAUCACUUAUUCCAGCGCCUCCAGCUUCUGCCCCGUCUCAGUACCAGGUGAAGCUGCUCUGUCUGAUGUACACAGUGCUAAUAGUGAAGAGUCUGGUGUACUGCUGUGGACUCUCUCUGCUGAUGAUCCUCAGAAACAAGGGACCGUCCACCAACUGCACACAUGCUGACUGACUGUUUUCUGCUCUCCUUUUCUCUCCGUCAAAUCCCAUCAAUUCAUCUCAUUUAUCACUUUGAUCAGCAGCCGGAAAUAUCAAUUUAGAUUUUAAUUGGGAAACCAAUCUUUUUAUAAACAGGUUUGAUAAAGUGCCUCAAAAAAUCUAAAUACAUACACAUACACAUACAUAUUUGCAGUUAGUGAGUGUAAAUUAUGUGCUACUUUAGCGUUAGCUUAGCUUAGUUUAGCUCUAGUUUAUUUCCACUUUUUUAAUUGUGACUCGUAUAAUCAUAGAAAAGCUGAAUCAUUACCUGUCUGCUAGAUAUUUACUGUUUAUAUUUUCUAUGUUCUUAUUUUCUGUUUUUGUAUUUGUGAAUUUCAGUUUGGCUUCAUAGAAAAAAAUUAGAAACACAAUAAGUGUCAUUGGCUUUAGUGCUGAGGCCCUUUUAUAAUUGUGUCAGUGUGGAUGUAAAACUCUACGCUGACGACACUGUUAUUUCCACACAUGAACAAACAGCAGAGCGAGCUGCUUUGAAGCUACAACUGCUAUAAAAUGAUGAUACAGUGGCUUGAUCAGUUGGACUGAAGUUUGAAUGUUGGCUAAAUGAUGGUUGUGUUUAUUUUUGACAAACCAAUAAAAUGCGACUUAAUUCUAA
Molecule: messenger RNA, 1716 nt
Organism: Dicentrarchus labrax (European seabass)
Lineage: Eukaryota; Metazoa; Chordata; Actinopteri; Moronidae
Product: immunoglobulin lambda-1 light chain
Exons: 5
Coding region: 82-1077 (331 amino acids)
Source: RefSeq, a predicted model, not a curated record